This is a messenger RNA of Aplosporella prunicola CBS 121167, 893 nucleotides long. RefSeq lists its product as uncharacterized. The record is from RefSeq and is a predicted model, not a curated record. The transcript has a single exon. The coding region runs from base 128 to 631 and encodes 167 amino acids. NCBI's taxonomy places the organism in Eukaryota, Fungi, Ascomycota, Dothideomycetes, Botryosphaeriales, Aplosporellaceae.
CUCGUACCGCAAAUGUUAUGGCAGCCCGAGGUGCUGAAUGCGCGGCUCCACAAGAAACCCCCGCGGGGAGAGGAGUCGGAAGUGUGAAUGACGUCGCGUGGGACAUGGUGAUGUGCAAAAAGUGGGAAUGCGGACGGUCAAUCCUGGGGAAAAGCUACGCUACUUGCCCGGCUUGCCGGAUGUAGUAGGCCGACGGUCGUGUGCCUUCCGAGUUUUAGCGAUGCCCGCUCGGCUUUCGACCACCAAGCCUCGUGAUGUUUUCUUGCCCAACGCCCAGCUGACAGCUCAGGGGCGAUCAAACGGCACGCUUCCUUCGGCUCCCAGGCAAACAGCCACUACUCCUAGUGCGCAUGGACAUUCCAGACUCCAGAGGUGCUUUUCGCUCUGCGCCGGAUCUGCAGAGGCUCCCCCUCCCUUGGCCAAUCCUCAUCAGCCAAAAAAGCAACCAGCCAGAAAAACCCGUUACCUCGGAAAUGACUCGCCGCAGACUCGUCGGAUCCUGAGCCGUACCCGUACCCCGCUGCGAGAAAGACCCCCAAGGACCCUGUUGGCGCGGAAAUUGCCUAGCGGUGUGGCAGCCCACCCAAGUCUAGGCUCCUUCCCAGGCCAACGGUAUCGAGCCAAGAUGUAACCCAGUCGCUCCACUUGCGCCUUGGUCUCGAGACUUGGUACGUACGCGCAGCCUGGCAGAUGCGCAAGAGCCAAAGUGGAGUGCUUUGUUCCCCAUGGAGGCCCCAGCCGCCCCACGACUAAGUCAGCCGGGGCAAAUGGCGGUACCGGCUCAGCGUCAUAGAGGCGCGUGCGGCUUUGAUCUGGCUGGCCCAAGGGACGGUCGAGCGGCUGGCGCUGUCAUCAGGCUUCCCGUCUCUCUGAUAAAUUCGCCCACCACCUCC